AUGGGAGGAGUUGAUAUGAGCCGCGAUUACUACGCGGACCUGGAGCUUCCCGUGGACGCUGACACCAACGAGAUCAAGAAGCAGUUCCGAAAGCUUGCUCUCAAAUACCACCCCGAUCGUAAUCCAGGCCGAGAAGCCGAAGUCAACUCCAGAUUCCAGAUCAUUCAGUCGGCCCACGAAAUCCUUACAGACCCUCAGCAGAGAGCCAAAUACGAUGCAGGACGGACACGAUCGAGAUACCCCACGGCCUCCGGAGUGAGAGGCAACCCCUGGCAGAAUGCUGGCGCCAACUUCCCACCCCCUCCCCGUCGUAACGCAACAGCUCGUAACCCUCCUCCGCCUCCCCCAGCCUCGGGAGCGAGCAGAUAUCGCAACUUUGCGUCGGGCGCUGCCCCCACGGCCAAAGCACAGCAGGCGAGAGACGACACGGAAGCAAAGCGGAACGCGUGGCAUGCGUUCGAGAAUAUGAAGGGUGGUCGCGCCAGCCAGUCCCAACCAAAGCCCAAGCCCGAGACCCCAAAGAGACCUGUACCAAGAACGCCUUCCCAGAAACAGAGAGCCGAGGCUUCGUUCGGGCGCAAGGGUGGUUACACUCCUCACUCACCAGUGCCUGGAGAUGAGCCUCCAGUAAACACAUCCAACUACUCUACCUCUUCCCGGCACACCAACAUCUUCGCAGACAAUGCCCGUAGACAACAGGAGGCAGGCGUACCGGACCCUCUCGCCCAAUUUCGCGAGGCGUACACGGACACUCGCCAGAGCACUCCGUACACCUCCAAUGGCGGAGAGAAGACCAAUCCCUUUGACGGAAUUCCCAUAGGACGAGCCAAGAGCACUCGGGAGAAUCCUCGGCCACCCCAGGAAGGCUAUGGCCCCAAUCUUUCACCUGGUAGCGCUCGAACACGCGCUCAAAGUGUCCCACGCCAAGCAAGGACUGAACCCUCGAGCCCGAGAACGUCAACAUCGACACCGCACGAUGACCGCCCGAACUCAUCAAGUGCCACCGCGUCUCACUCGCCUAAGGACCCUUUCCGAUCCCGCGCAAGUGCGAGAUACACUCCGCCAAACACUGCUGCCGGCCCUCCUCCUGACAACAGUCAGCCCAAGCCAGCGACUUCGCACAACCCCAACGGAACGCCCAAAGGGUCUUCAAUGUACGACUCCUUUUAUUCCUCAGCUUCUUUCUCUGCUUUCGCAUUUCCUCAGUCAAACUUCGCGUCUACGCAAGGCAACCAUGGAGUAUCUAUGACUCGGAGGCAACAUGCUUCGCAGCAUCACGUAGCGGAGCGCACAAGUGAUGCCAUGGUGUUCGAUUCGCCGUCUCCUAGUGGAGACAGCUCGAAAAGCCACUCACUCACGCCGUUUGAGCGGAAGCAGGGUGAACUUUUAAGCAAGCUUGUCAAGAGGCAGGCCCCAGAUCUGACACCGCUGGGGCGCGAUAAGCGCCAUACCACUGGCCCUGACCAUGAUAUUGUUGUGAACCAAGCUGACAAGAGAACCAACAACAGCUUCAACUUCCCUAUCGACGACGACACUUUCACGCGCACCGCGCCACAGCAUCCGAAUUUCAGCCAACGGAGCACUGACGAUAUUAACACCAGUUUUGUUAACGGCGAUGGCUCAGAGGCCUAUAAGUUCAGUGCUGGCAGCCCUAUCCAGGAUCCAGCCACCAAGGUUCGCUCACAGUCCGGGAGUCGUGUAGGUCGUCGAUCACCGAUCAAGCGCCCGAGCUUGAGGCACCAGAAAGACCCGUCUGGUCAGCCGGCAGGUUCACCCACUGCAGAUAGCAGGUUUGACGCACAGGACUGGACUCAACAGAUUGGAGCACAGAACUUCGUGCCAACACAAUCGGCGUCGACUUCCCCAACUCGCAUCUCCCGAGUGAAUUCCAGGAAGACUAAGGUUAAGCCAACGGCGGGGGUAACGCGGGUUUGGUGA
Colletotrichum spaethianum is the source of this 1938-nucleotide messenger RNA. RefSeq names its product meiotically up-regulated gene 184 protein. Bases 1 to 1938 code for a protein of 645 amino acids. The transcript is spliced from 3 exons. Lineage: Eukaryota; Fungi; Ascomycota; Sordariomycetes; Glomerellales; Glomerellaceae. The record is from RefSeq and is a predicted model, not a curated record.